AUGUCUAUUUCGUCGUUAAUCGUUCCAGGUGCAGCGGGCGCUGUGUCCGCUGUUUUGGGGGCAAGAUCAUUCAAAAGUGGCUACCAUGAUCUCGGUCUCCUCUUCUGCACCGGAACAGCAAUUAGUAUUUACUUCUGCUACUAUGAUUACAAGCGUCGAUCACAGCCAGACUACAAAACAAAGCUUGUUGCUCAACGUCGAGCAGAAUUCGAAGAAGCAAAUACUCCUCAUAUCGUCAAGCUCCUCGGCACCCUUCAGGGUCAAAUCAUUCCACAGGAUGACGGCGAUAUCAAAUUUGUUGUUAACCCAAUGAUGCAGCAGCAGCUCGUCAUGCGAGAGGUGCAAACUGGAGAGAUGCUCCUCGGACAGGGCGACAAAACAAAGGCCCUGGAGCGAUUUUCUUCUGCUGCUGUUCUGAGUGCUCUUUCUGGCGGUACUGCCAAGGGAGACAACCUCAUCGCUACUGUUUCUCGCAUGCUGCCAAAUCUCGCUGCGGUCCUCCAACAACAGUACGAAAAUGAUUACAACGCAGCCAGAGCUCACUUGAAAAAGGCAGUUGCUUCUCAAGCUCCUGCACAGAAGUCGUUGACCCGAGAAGAGAUGAUCGCUUCUCUCAAGACGCCACAAGUUGCCCCAGCUGACACUUUGGAAGAAGAUUCUAUUGAUGACUCUGACGAGGAGAAGGAAGAUAUUGAGGUCCCAAAGCCAGCUGAAGAGAAGGUCGAAGCUAAGGAAGAACCCCAGCCAUUCGAAGCGCAGGUCCCAGUCGUUGCCGCUGCUCCACAGGUUGAGAAAGUUACUGUAGUCGUCGAAAAGAAUGAAGAAAACAAGGCCGAAGAAGUUGUCGAUGAGGAAGCCGUCGUUGAAGAAGUUGCAGCCGAGCCGGUCGCCCAGGAGCCAGUUAUUGAAGAAGCUCUCGUUGAAGAAGCUGCCCCAGUCUCACAAGAUCUUGAUGAGCCAAUGAGCCAGCCAGAAAUCUUGACCGACAGUGCAUUCCAAGAGCCCGCUUCAUCUGUGCCCGCGAAAGAGCAAACGCCUGAGAUGGACGACGAAGACCUCGAAUAA
This is a messenger RNA of Oikopleura dioica, 1065 nucleotides long. Lineage: Eukaryota; Metazoa; Chordata; Appendicularia; Copelata; Oikopleuridae. The record is from the annotation of a GenBank genome assembly.